AUGGCGGUGUCAACAGAGCCAAGGGUCCAUGCUGCCGCUGCGAUAAACUGCUUUCAGCUGAUCGAAAGCUGGACGUCGCUCGUCUUCGGUCCUGAUAAGUUCAACAAAGUCCGAAGCUACCCGCUGUCGAAUCACGCUGUGUGGCGAAAGCAAAGACUCGCCGUAAAAUUUGGUAAGAUUGGAAAUGCCAGUAUCCGUCCUCCGGUGGGCGGCGUCUUCGAAAGCCAAAUGGCGGAACUCGUCAUACAUUGA
Molecule: messenger RNA, 252 nt
Organism: Alternaria conjuncta
Lineage: Eukaryota; Fungi; Ascomycota; Dothideomycetes; Pleosporales; Pleosporaceae
Exons: 2
Coding region: 1-252 (83 amino acids)
Source: RefSeq, a predicted model, not a curated record